Messenger RNA from Microdochium trichocladiopsis, 1290 nucleotides. RefSeq lists its product as uncharacterized. Lineage: Eukaryota; Fungi; Ascomycota; Sordariomycetes; Xylariales; Microdochiaceae. Gene Ontology annotation, molecular function: SUMO ligase activity. The coding region runs from base 1 to 1290 and encodes 429 amino acids. The record is from RefSeq and is a predicted model, not a curated record. Gene Ontology annotation, biological process: protein sumoylation. The transcript has 4 exons.
AUGUCCGUGAUCGUUGGAUCUCUUCACAACAAUCCUCCCAGCGUUUCCCAAGGAGUUGCCGCUCGGCCCCAGGACCUGGCACGGUCAACCCCAGAGACUUCACAGACACAUGCGCGGCCGAAUGCGCAUAUCUCGGAAUUAUCGACAAAUCAGCAGGCUAGUGGUGCAUACUGGUCCAGUGGCUCACCUGUUUCAGCUCAGUCGCCCGUCGUGCAGGCUUCGACGGCCAUGCGCACCAUUCACAAACGGCAGGCUGUUCAGCCUCAACAAGCCUUUGUGGCACAGCCAACACCGACUGAACCAACCUCGACCGGCCUCUUGAUCCCAGGCCGCACUAACCAGAUUCCCAUCAAUGAAUCCCCGAGUGAUCCGCAGGAUAGUAACUGCAUCAUGCGUACCCUUCAUCAUGCCCACAUUCGUAGUCCAAAGCGCCUCCGUAUACGACCCGAAGCACAGAAUGAGCGAUACUACCAGUCAGUCAGGAGACUCGUGUUAGGUCCUACCUCAAUUGCCCCUAGCGCCGUGGUCCACAAAUUCAGCUUCCACUUGGGUCCUAGAGAUCGUGAUCGUUUGACACAUGUCGAAACCGAUCCCGAUGAUCGACUCCCUAUUCAGGAAUACACCAACGGAACCCCUGAACACCUUUUUCUAGAAGUCAAUUAUUCCGGCUUGACCUUACGGCGAAAGGCGCACCAUUCCAAAGACUUGCCGGUUGAGGUUCCAGCAAACGCGCUCUCGGAGGAGAACCACCUUCAUGUCUGGGUUCCGGAAACUGCUAAGCGCCCACGGCAGGCGCCGAAGAACAGUCACCCACAUCUCGCGGUAGAGCUUGUCGAAACGCUAAGUCACUCAGCCAUUUUGAGCUUGGUCAAGACUCACGGCAUUCAGCAAUCCUCGAAGACUCUUAAAGUCAUCAGGCGACGAUUAUCGAGCACUACAGCCAGUAAUGAUGAUGAGAUCGCGGUGGUUAGUCACGAGCUGGUCAUUGACUUGGCAGACCCAUUCACCUCCGCAAUCUUCAAGACUCCGUGGAAGUGCCCACUGUGCUCAGGUGAUGCUCGGCCAUACAGCUUGCGCAUCGACGAAUGGCUGGCUGAGGUUCGCGACAAACUCGAGAAAGACGGCACAUUACGCGCCAAGGCCAUCCUUGUGUCCGCGGAUGGAAGCUGGAAGAUCAACGAGGUGGUCGAGGAGUAUUUACCGCCUGGAGCAGCGCCAGAAUUUGGUAACAACAAGUCUGUUGCAGCGGUGGUGAAGGAGACGCCUGUCAUUGCCAUCGACAGUGACUAA